AAUCAGUUGCCCGCGUUCGUUUGCCACGGCGCGUUCGUGCUUUAAUUUUUCGAUAUACAAGCGUGGAGGAGCAUAUUCCUAGUUUUGGUUAUUAAGCACAAACUUUUGAAAAACAUGUCUAAUGCAAUUAAAUUGCUCCUCUUGAUCACGGCUCAGGCGCUGCUCAGCCAGAGAGGCGUCCAGGCCAAGAGAUUCUUUGGUGCGGGUCAGCGCAUUGAUGGCGAUCAGCUGCUGCUUAAGGAUGUGCAGCAUUCGCGUCCUGCGAGCAUCAGUGAACCGCCCAAUGUCAGCUUUAAGUACAACAUUGUCGAGCCAAUUACCUAUAUUGAAAUCGUCUCGAAUCAGAACAUUGAGGCCGAGGUGAAAUUCAGCUAUGUGGAUACCUUGGUGGUGGGCAUAGUCCGCCUAGUGACCAACGAUGGGAGCACAUUGGAGGCAGAUAUCGAGACAGCAUCGGAGACGCCCAGGCCGAAUCUGCCUGCGGCCUUUGAUGUGCUUAUCACAAUCUAUGGCUACAACGAAACCUUUUUGAAUGUGAAUCCAGCGCUGCUGAUCAAUCGGGACUCUAUGUAUGAGGGCGAGAUGACACCCUACGACUUUGACUAUGAGAAUAUAAGCGAACCGUACGACAACGACAAGCCCCAGACGGUGAUGAUGGACGAUGAGGAUGACGAGCCGAGCACCGAUGCGACCACCUAUGGCCCGGACUUUGAGCUCAAGGACAAGAUCAUAGAAAUUGGACAACGGCAAAAGGGUGACGAUUUGAUAUACGAAACAUAUCAAACAUCUCCGGAUGUGUCCAAAGAGCAGACAAAUCAUACGGUCAUUUUCUACUAUAUUGACAGCGAUUUCAUCACCUACGUAAAGUUUGUCAUCUUCGAUCACUUUGCGGAUAAGAUAGCCACCGCCGAGGACUAUACGGCGCCCGUGGCCGAGUACAGUCAUUAUUCGCCGACCACGCUGAAAGCAACCAUUACGGACUUUAACAUCAGCUCGUUGUUUGUGCAAAUGUUUGUUUAUGGCUAUCGCGGAGUCGAUGCUCCACCGCCGAGCUAUAAACCCUUCCUGAAAGGAAAAAGCCAAAUAAUUGAUGAAAAACCCAGCCUGACUCCGUUGCAGCGUAUACAGCUGUUGCUGUUGACGGGUCGUUCGACCACACCAUCGGAUCUGGAGCAGGACGAGACGGAUGAUUCCGAAGAGGAUGACGCAUGGCGUCAGAUAAAACCCGAGGACAUGGUGCCCGAUCAUGUACCCGAUCCGAGCAUAACAAAUGCAGUGCUCGAACAGCAGCGGGCCGUGCCGCAACGACUCUAUGCGAUGUUGGGCCUAAUGCUAUUUGCCGUGGCAUAGUCGAGCUCUUGGGUGUCAUGGAGCGGGGGCAAGGUAUAAUUAAUUUAGUCAACCGAUUGAAAAGCUUUAAAUGAGUAGUGUUUAGGGGCGCAUAUUUGCAUAUUGUAAUAUUUUUAUCAAAUAAAACCAAUUGUCGAAAGCCGA
Molecule: messenger RNA, 1494 nt
Organism: Drosophila virilis
Lineage: Eukaryota; Metazoa; Arthropoda; Insecta; Diptera; Drosophilidae
Source: RefSeq, a predicted model, not a curated record